GUCCGCAGCGGCUGCCCCGGUGCGAGAGGAGGGGGGUGCGGCGGGGGAGGGCCUCCCCCGCCUCCUCCGCGCUGGCAUGGGGGGCAGCGAGAGCAGCCACGGCAGCAGGCGGGUCUCCUUCGGGCUGGAUGAGCGGGAUCAAGUCCGGGUGCUGCAGGGCAUCAGGCUCUCUGAAGAUGUUGUGAACCGAAUGAAACAAUCUUCUCAACCUAAAAGGGACAACCAGAGAUCACCCCACUCAUCCAAUGGCACAGCAUCAUCGUCCCCAGCUGCAGAAGGGACACCCAAAUCUCCGACAGGAAUCCAGCCACCAAUGGCAAGUAACUCUGAUCAGAAAUCUUCUACGGCAGAGCAGGAACUAUACAGGAGGUAUGAGCGAGAACAGGCACUGGUCCAGGAGGAGUUGCUCCGGCUGGCCAAGAGAGAAAGGGAAGCAGCCAGUGAGGCCUUGAAUACUGCCCUUCAGCGGGAAAGGAACAAUACUAAUGAAGAGAGGCAGAGAGUGGCCCAGCUGGCCAUGGAGCUGCAAGGCAGAGAGGCAGAAUUGAAGCGGCAAGAGGCCUUCUAUAAAGAGCAGUUGGCCCGCAUUGAGAGGAAGAACGCAGAACUCUACAAGCUGACGUCGGAGCAGUACCACGAGGCAGCCACCAGCGCGGAGAAGUGGAUAAAGAGGAGGAGCACUGAUCCUGUGUGUGCAAGGCUGCAAUCUGAAAUUCUGAAGUGCUACCAAGAAAACAAACAUGAAGUGCUCAAAUGCUCGGAGCUGGCUAAGGAGUAUCAGCGCUGCGUUAGUGCAGCUCAGAAGGAGCUGUUAGUUAAUUCUGGAUAAAGAGCAGCAGCCACCAAAGAGCAGAAGAUGGGGACCACAGACGCCCUUGGAAGCCCCAGCAUCCUUCUGUAUAGAUGCUGACCAAAACUGGUGCCUUCUGCCCGUAGCGGUCCAAGAAAACGACAUGAUUCCUCUUCUGAUUGCCUGCAUGUAUCAGCCUUGAUGGAUGUUUCUAGAGUUUGGAAGAGGGUCCGGGGUGUGUGUGGGGGGGGGGACAUAAAGCUUCCUUUUUUAAUUGUGUUACAAUGUAAAGAAUUAUUUUGACUACAAGUGCUCUUGGCACAGCUUGUAGUUUGGAGGCUUACCUAACACUGGCCUAGCUCACUAUGUACUAGCUUUGGUUUCACCCAUUCCCAUGUGAGUUUGGAGAGCUUUUGUCUUUGUCCUUGUGCUUCAAAGACAGGAGUCUGAAGUACUGGGAAAUAUCCCUGGCUAGCUUGUUAGGAUUAACUGUUCCUAGCAUGCUCCAAUCCAUUACACCAGCAGGCGUGUUUCUUCCCUUCCAAGGUUCCCUCCUAACAAAUAAAGUGUUUAAUGGUCA
Molecule: messenger RNA, 1370 nt
Organism: Rhea pennata
Lineage: Eukaryota; Metazoa; Chordata; Aves; Rheiformes; Rheidae
Gene: CHCHD6
Product: coiled-coil-helix-coiled-coil-helix domain containing 6
Exons: 8
Coding region: 77-829 (250 amino acids)
Biological process (GO): DNA damage response; cristae formation
Cellular component (GO): mitochondrion; MICOS complex
Source: RefSeq, a predicted model, not a curated record